Molecule: messenger RNA, 3614 nt
Organism: Argiope bruennichi
Lineage: Eukaryota; Metazoa; Arthropoda; Arachnida; Araneae; Araneidae
Product: mitochondrial proton/calcium exchanger protein-like
Exons: 12
Coding region: 152-2389 (745 amino acids)
Biological process (GO): intracellular monoatomic cation homeostasis
Cellular component (GO): mitochondrial inner membrane
Molecular function (GO): calcium ion binding; ribosome binding
Source: RefSeq, a predicted model, not a curated record
GUUUAUGCAAUCUCACGAAAACAUUUACAUCACAUUCACCUCGUGCGGAUUGCCGGUGUAUAGAUUUACUAAGUAUGAGUAUAAUACUACGACUUUAGUCAUUGUGUAAUCAUCUUUCUUAUCCGCCAAUAUUUUAUGUAAAUAGCAAGACAUGUCUAAUAAAAUACUCAACAUUUACGGGAAGUCAAAACUUCUAAAAGUUAUAGGUCCAUCACGUCCUCCUUAUUCGUCCCCAGUGCCUUUCAUCUGCCGUCAAAAACACAAUUUAAUAUCAGAAGCUUAUUUAUAUCAUCGUCAUCUUGCCUGUACAACUUUACCUUUAAACAUACAUGACUCCCCUUAUUUGAAAAUAAAUAUCCGUCAUUUUCACACAUCUUAUAACAAUAAAUCUAAAGAACCUUCUAAAGUUGAAGAAACAGUCAAAGUCCUAAAAGAAGAAAAGAAAGUGAAAGAAGGAGUUGAGAGUGAAGGAACUGUGUUGAAAUCUGAAUCAGCAGCUGCAGUAAGCGUAGCUGAAAAGCGUUCUCUUGGCAAAAGAAUAUGGGAUGAAAUCUUGCACUACUACCAUGGUUUUCGGUUGCUUUUUGUUGACAUAAAAAUUUCUACGAGGCUAGCCUUCAAAGUUGCAAGAGGUGAAGAAUUAACCAGAAGAGAACACAGGCAGCUUGUUCGGACAGUGUCUGAUCUGUUUCGACUUGUGCCCUUCUCUAUAUUCAUCAUUGUCCCUUUUAUGGAGUUUUUAUUACCAGUAUUCUUGAAGUUUUUCCCUGCUAUGUUGCCAUCUACAUUUACAACAAAAUCAGAAAGGGAGCUAAAGUUCCGGAAAGGAUUAAGAAUGAAAAUUGAAAUGGCAAAAUUUCUCCAAGAUACUCUGAAUGAAAUGGCAGUUAAGACAAAAGGGGAAACUCACUCUCAUACAGCUAAAGAAUUUGCACAAUUUUUUGAAAGAAUCCGAACGACUGGAGAAGAAGCAAGUAAUGAGGCUAUACUGAAAUUUUCAAAGCUUUUUGAAGAUGAAAUUACUCUUGACAGUUUAACCAGGGCUCAGCUCAUAGCACUAUGCAGACUAUUAGAAUUGAAGCCCAUUGGAACAAACAAUUUCCUAAGAUUUCAAUUACGUAACAGAAUAAGAAAUUUAAGAGCGGAUGAUCGGCUCAUUAUGAAGGAAGGAAUUGAUUCCAUGAACAUACAAGAGCUUCAAGCUGCUUGCAGAGCCAGAGGAAUGCGUGCCCUUGGUAUCCCCGAAGAGCGAUUGAAAUCACAGCUCAAAAAGUGGUUGGAACUGAGCUUACUGGAGAACAUUCCACCUUCACUUCUCUUGUUGUCCAGAGCCCUCUAUCUUCCUGAUAAAUUACCAGCUGCUGAUCUACUGAAAGUUACUCUUUCUUCUUUGUCAGAAACAGCUGCUACUGAAACUAAACUGAAGAUUGGUGAAAUGGAAGGCAAAGUUGACAAUAAAACUAAACUGGAACUUAUUAAGAAACAGGAAGAGGAAAUUAAGAAAGAAGCUGAGGAGUUGAAGCAGCAGAAACUAGAAGCCGAGCAAAAGAAAGAAGAAUUGAGUAAGAAAGAAAAGGCAGCAGACUUGGAUGAAUAUGACAAGGAAAUUCUUUUGGAUAAAGCUAAAAUUAUUGAAGAUCGUGCUGAGUUAUUGGAAAAAUCUCCACCUGAAGCCAAGGAAAAUGAACUCUCCAAAGAAGACUUCGAGGAAAUUGAAAGUGCUCUUGAAAACAUUGCUGCUGAAAAGAAUAAAUUGAUCAUUGAAAAGGAAGAAAUUGAAGAUUUGAAAGAGGAAAUGGCUGAGUAUAAACAAGAUAUUAAAGAGCUUCAAGAUGUAGUCCUUGAAACGGGACAUAAAGAGAUACGUGAGUCAAAAGCAGCCUUAAGGUUAUCCAAAAGAGUGGAUAAAAUGAUAUCCAAUAUGGACCGUCUUCUUGAUGGUCUCAACAAGGAAAGAGACACUUUGCAACAACAGAUUGAUAGUAAAGUGAAAGAAGGUGUCAGCAUUGGGAAAGAGAGAUCUUUAGCUGAGAUGGCUGAAUUGGAUCACAAUGGUAGAAGUUUUAAUAAAGACAGAGAUGACAUCAUAGGUAUCAAUGAGUUAGUUCUUGCCAUCAGACGGAUUCAGAAGGUAUCAGAUGACACCAGGCUCCAGAGGAUAGCCGAUGUUCUGGAGAAAAUGGAUGUAGACCAUGAUGGAGCUGUAGAGAUUGAUCAUGUGCUGAAGGUGAUCGAGCUUCUCGGAGAGGACAAUGUGAAAGUCACACCAGAGCAAAUGGAGGGCAUCAUUGACCUCCUCAUGAAAGAGGAAGCCCUUGAACUGGAGGAGAAACUCAUGAAGGAGAAUGCUGCUGACGGGAAGAAGACGGAAGAACAGUCAAAUAAAUAAUGCUGUGAUAUCCAUGACCAGUGAUUUUAUUAUUUAUUAGAGAUUGCACAGUGGCCAUUUGCUGUAUCAUUCAAAACAUUUUAUAUUAGAGCUCAUUGUGUAAUAAUCUAUAACGUCAUGUGAGUGAUGGCUCCUAGUUCUUUUAACCAAAUAAUUGAUUUUUUUUUAAUGGUGUAAAAUCUUUUUUGUACAUUAUUUGUAAAGUAUAUCAAAGUCUCAGGUUUGAACUUGUACCCAUGAAUUAAAAGCUAUGAAAUCAGUGUAAACCACUUGAUAGAGUUGGGUAAACACACUAGUUUGUUAAACACACAAUGAAUCUUGCACAAAUAUGGGGUGGCACAAUUAAUGUUGUAUCAGGGUUCUAAUAUUCCAUGAAGUUGAUUUUAUCAAUCCAAACUACUCUCUUGUAAAAAUGUUAGUAUAUAUUUUUUUUAUUAUGAAAUAAUUUUGUUAAAAAUAGCUUUAAAUGUUUAUUCUGUAUAUAUUAUUGUUGUUUCUGUUAUGUUUUGAAUUUUGGCAACAUUUUGUAUUUUUACAAAAUCGGAGACAAAAAUUAAUUUUUAUGGUUUGAAGUUUAUAAUAUGAAAAUAAAUAAAUGUCUUAAUUUUCCGAGUAUUUAGACUUAUCACUAUGUAAACUAUUUAUUCAGUCUUUGUAAAUGUAAAAAAAAUUUGAAUACAUCACAUUUUCUUCAUGAAAUAUGUCAUAUUUUCCAUUUGAAUCCUUGUUGAAAAUAAAACAUUUUCCUCUUGCAUAGGUUUUUUUUUUUUCCCCUUAAUUUUAACUAAAAAAAAAUUACAAGACUAAAAUUAUAUAUAUAUAUUUAGUGAAAACAGAAAAAAAAAUCAGUUGGAAAUGUAGUUUUUAAUAAAAUUUAGAAUGAAAUAUAUUGACACAAAAUGAUUUUUACUGUUUCUUGUUUUCAAAAAUGUUUUACACUAAACAUAUUACAACUAUUGAAAAUUGUUUUGCAAUGGCAUUUUCAAUGUAUUAUUAGAGAGAUGAUAGAAGUCAUGUGAAGACUCUCAAGAAUAUUUGGUAUUUUGAAAGUUUUAUGACUACUUGAUUUAAAAAUAUUAGGUUUUUAAAAAAGUUGUAUUAAAUUUUUAUGAUGCUCUUAGUAUCAUUAUUUAUGCUAAAAUUUUUAGUCACACUUAAGUCAAAACAAAAAUUACUUUCAAAAAUUAAAUAUUUUUUGCUUACUGUACUGCCAGGUUUUAUUCCU